AAUCCUUUAUGAAACGUAGCACUAACAUAAGUGCUGGUCAAUUACAUUAUUAUCACACGGAUUUUUACUACUCAAUGCCGGACUUAAAGAAGAACCGCAAAAUGCACGGCGUAAAACGUGUGCUGGUAUUUUGCAUUAUGAUUGUGAUACUGCCAGCGAUGCUGAUCAUAAUGCCGCUCUAUAUGCGCAAGACGAUCUUUGCAGAUGUCGUCUAUCCGGUGGCUGAAUCGGAUAUCAUUGAGAUAAGGGACGGCAUCUCCUCCAUAUUCUGUUCAAAGCACACGCUGCGCAUGAGCAGCAAUUUCAAUGCGUUCCAGUUGCGCAACAAGCCAGAAAUAUCCACAAAUCGCAAGCACAUAAGGCUCAAAUCGAUGACGCUGCCCGAUGAUACCCUCGAAUACUGGGGCUUCUUUCUGCUGAACGGUGCACGAGUGUCUCUCAAGUUCUGCUCCCGUUACAAUGGCUCUCGCAUACUGGUCAUCAAAGGCAAGCGGGAGCUGAAGCUCUGCGGCCUAACGGAUCACAAUAAGAACAAGCAGGGCGCCAACUAUGCGCAGGGUCAUGAACAGGUCAAGGUAUUCUUCGAGGAUGUUGUGGAAAUAACCGAGGAGAAGCUGCCGGCCGAUGGCCUGCUGGAGCAUGAGAAUCAUGGCGGUGAGGAUCUCAAUGAGGACAAUGCGCCAACUAAUUCGAGCACAACACCUGCGCCGCCCAAAGGCUUGCGGAAGAAACUGAAAAAGGGCACUCCGCACCAGGCAAUGGAAUUGAAUGAGAGUGAGAGCAAACCGGCUGCAGCAGUGCAUCGACACCGGCGACACAUUGAGCCGUUGCAGGCGGAGCAGAGGCGGCGCCAAUUGUACGAACAGCUGUACAAGCGCAAGGAGCGAAAGAAGCGUGAGAAUGUCUAUGACCGGAAGAUCAGUCACGGCGGCAAUGCGGUCAACUUUACGGAAACGGACGAAUCGAAUUCCAUAUCGAGCUUUGAGACUGGCCUCUUCGAUUGCUUCAAUGGUGCCAUUUUGCUGGCGGAGGGCUUUCCACCGAAACCGGCAUGCAACAAUGCCCAUUUCCUGGAGAAGGGCAAACAUGACACGGUGAAGCAUAAUAUCACCGAGGAUGGCUACUACUACUAUAUCUUCUACAGUGACAACGAUCUGGUGCGCAACGACAUCCAUGCCAUAUUCGACAUAUAUAAGCCGACGUUUCAGUAUUCCAAUCUGAGUGAAUCUCGCGGCUGUCUGAACAGCACCGAUUGCAGCUUCAACAUUGGCUUCCUGUCGGAUGAAAUAGUCGUCGUGGAGGUGCCGACACGUGAUGGCAUCGAGCAUGAGGAUGAUGAUAUCACCAAUCUAAUCUCGACCUGCCAUCCGCGUAGCGAGAUCUAUGCCCUGUUCCCCAUAACGGUGCUGGUGCUCAUAUUGUGCUGCUCAUUCCUCUGAGGGAUUUCAUCACUAUUUUGGACUCUAGGAAUCUUGUGAUAUUCUUCUAUUGAGAUAACUGAGUGAUAGACGUGAGCAUGAUAUUUAUGCCAAUGGCAGGCCCAAACUAUUUAAUUAUAUUUUAAGGUUGUAUGUCCCAAACCUUAUCAUUAUCAUAUAUCAAAAUAUGUACUACAACAGUCUGAACCAAACAAAUCAACUUAAUGUUCAUAAAUGAAAUGAAAUAUAUAUUUGGAUUUGUACGGAAAUCAUUUAGUCUACGAAUCAAUCAACAAAUUAUUUAUAAUAU
Molecule: messenger RNA, 1728 nt
Organism: Drosophila grimshawi
Lineage: Eukaryota; Metazoa; Arthropoda; Insecta; Diptera; Drosophilidae
Source: RefSeq, a predicted model, not a curated record